UUAUCUUUUCUCUGUCUCCUCGCUUCUCCAAACUCUCUCUAUUCCUAUUUUUGAUUUUGAGAGUUUCACUCGAAUCUAAUUCCCAAACCAAAGCAACCCUUUUAAUCUUCCUCUCUCACCUUUUAUAAAAAUUAACCCUUUUUCCCUCUCUCACUACUUUCCCACCCAGUUUCAUUAUAUUCCCUUAUUAUUAUUAUUCUUCUUCUAUAAUACACAUCUCAAAGGUUUUUUUUUUGCUUUCUAUUAAGUCAAUCUUAAGAUGGGGUUUUCAGAGCAAGCACUGCAACAAGCUGAAGCAGAAGAUAAAAGCUGGGUUAUUGCUGGAAUUCCAUUACGGGCUCCAUUGAAGCCCAUAUAUACGAAACCAGUGGAGAAUGAAUGGGAGGAAAGUGAGGAGUGUUUGAAGACUCCAACUGGGGAAGAAUCAAGAAUUCCAAAGCCUUUGAAGUGCCCACCUCCUCCGAAGAGGAAGAGAGUUGCUCCCAUUCCCAAGUGUAAUUAUCGUGGUGAUCAAGUUAGCAAGGUGUACUACUUUGAUCCUUCAGAGUUAGAAUCUCUGUUUAUUCGGAGGGAUAGCUAGUUCUUUUGUUUAGGCAUGGAAAUAUUUGGUUCUAUGUUUGUUGCUUUCGUUUCUUUUUCUUUAAUUUCUCUUGUUUUAUUAGGCUUCUUGUAGUGAGGUAGGUUUAGGUAGGACUAGAUGUUUAUGUACAGGCUCUUAUUAUUAAUAAAAAUUGGCUAUUUAGGUGAUUUA
This is a messenger RNA of Quercus robur (English oak), 751 nucleotides long. Its product is annotated as cyclin-dependent protein kinase inhibitor SMR6-like. The transcript has a single exon. Gene Ontology annotation, biological process: regulation of DNA endoreduplication. The record is from RefSeq and is a predicted model, not a curated record. NCBI's taxonomy places the organism in Eukaryota, Viridiplantae, Streptophyta, Magnoliopsida, Fagales, Fagaceae. Bases 260 to 580 code for a protein of 106 amino acids.